ACUCUAUAGUUUAUACCUUUAGUGUUUAUAUAAUAUACUGUUUAUAGUUUAUACUUAACUACUGUAGUAUUUGUCAUUUAGUUCUGAGUAAUUAUUAAAAAUAAGUUUACCUACUUGAUAUAUUUUCAAGGUAAGAAUUGUAACCUGUGUAUUUAUACUUUAUAGUGAUUGAAUAACACUUAAUCGUGCGUAUUGAAAUAUUUGACAUAACUCAUAAAAUAUCAAAAUGACGUUUUGCAUGGCUGUUAGUGAAACAACUGUUGUAGUGUCUUCAAUAGAUGUUGAUAAAUGUUUUGUGUAUUCGCUAGACAGUGGAAAUGUUAAAAAUCUCACCGAAAGUUUGGGUGAAGCGUAUAAAAACAUUCCAAUCAACAACCACGACUUGCAAAAAGCAUGUGCGGCAUUUUCAGCUGAUGGCACACUAUUUGCUUACAACCCGAACAAAGGUAAACUUCUAAGCAUCUGGAACACCGAAAACUGGACAUUAGUUGAAAACAAAACACUAGCAAAACAUGCAACAAACAUCAUUUUUACUCCAAAAACUAAUGUUAUUAUUGUCGGUGAUAAAAAAGGUGAUGUUUAUGCAUUUGAAGAACUCCCUGUCCGUAUCCUGGGUCAUUCGUCUAUGAUCCUUGAUAUUUGUAUUAGUGAUAAUGAAAAGUAUAUAGUUACAUGUGACAAUGAUGAAAAAGUACGAGUUUCACAUUAUCCAAAUGGUAAAAACAUUGUCUAUUACAUGAUGGGACAUGAAGCAUAUGUUAGUGGAAUUUGUUUAUUGAACAAUUUUAUUUUAUCUGGCUCUGGUGACAGUACUCUGCGUUUGUGGGACUUCAAUAAAGGCAAUCUUCUUGAUAAACUAACUCUUCAUACUCCAAUUCAAAGCGUUAUUGAAAUUAAAGACUUAGCCGCUAUUCAAUUAUAUAAUUCUAAAGAUGUACAUAUAAUUAAAACAGAAAAAAAUGAUAACAAAUGGAAUAUUAAAAAUAUUAAAACUAUUCAAUUUGAAAGCAAUGUUUUGGAUUUAGCAGCAUAUGGUAAUCAACUGUGGAUUUUAACAGUUAACUCUGUUUAUAAGUACACUAUUGAUGCUAGUAAUGAAAUUAUUUUAAAAAUCGAGGAUGCUGAUAUGACACAUAUAUUUGAAACAUUAAGUAAUUUAAUUAAAUCCUUUGUAUGCUUGGAAAAAACUGAUUUGAUGAAUUUUCUUUAUAAUAAAAUGAUUGAUAGACAAAAGAGAACUGAACAAUAUAAACAAAAAAGUAAUACUCCAGUAUUACACCAAACAAAAAAACUUAGAACUGAAGUUAAUUUAUAAUAUUUAAAUGAUAUGUUUUUUUUUAUACUGUAAGACUGUUAAUAGUUUUUAUAUUU
Rhopalosiphum maidis (corn leaf aphid) is the source of this 1371-nucleotide messenger RNA. It is a transcript of the gene wuho, whose product is annotated as tRNA (guanine-N(7)-)-methyltransferase non-catalytic subunit wdr4. Bases 227 to 1315 code for a protein of 362 amino acids. The record is from RefSeq and is a predicted model, not a curated record. Gene Ontology annotation, biological process: RNA (guanine-N7)-methylation. Lineage: Eukaryota; Metazoa; Arthropoda; Insecta; Hemiptera; Aphididae. Gene Ontology annotation, molecular function: tRNA (guanine(46)-N7)-methyltransferase activity; protein binding. The transcript has a single exon. Gene Ontology annotation, cellular component: nucleus; tRNA methyltransferase complex; cytosol.